AUGGCCGCGCGCAAAAAAAAAUCCCGCAAGGGCGACGACGCACUGCCCUACGCCGAGCGCAAGAGCCGCGACAUUCUCGUUGCGGCCCGCGACCUGUUCUUCAGGCGCGGCGUUGAAGCGGUGACGUUGGAGGAGAUUGCCGAGGCGGCCGGCGUCGCGAAGACGACGAUCUAUUACAAGUUCGGGCGCAAGGAGGAUGUGUUUGUCGCCGUCUUCGAUCAGCUUGGUGAAAAUGCCGUUGCCGGUUUCCCCGGCGAUGUGGACCUUAAUGCGCCGCCGCGCGAUACGCUUUUGCGCCUGUGCACCCAGCUCAUGACGGCGCUCGCCAACCGCGAAUUGAUGGGUCCGGAGCCCCUGUUUCUGCUCGAAGCCAAGCGCAAUCCGGAACUGGGUCGCCGUUUCUUCGAGAUGGGACCCGGCCGUAUGCGCAGCGCCCUGGAAGAGAUCAUCAAGGCGUGGGUCGACCGCGGGCAUCUGGACGUUACCGACACGAAAGAAGCCGCCGAGGACCUGGCGGUUCUGUGUCAGGGCCUGCUGCCGAUCGAACUGCAGAUCUUUCCAGACCUGAAGCUUUCAGAAGACGAAAUUGCGCACCGCGUCGUUCGUGGGGUCGACAAGUUCCUCGCCAUUUAUGGGGCAAAGGGCUAG
Messenger RNA from Effrenium voratum, 648 nucleotides. NCBI's taxonomy places the organism in Eukaryota, Dinophyceae, Suessiales, Symbiodiniaceae. The record is from the annotation of a GenBank genome assembly.